AUGGUCUCUCGCCUCUCGCGUCCCCUAGGAACCCUUCUCCGACCCCAGUUCCCAUCGCCUGUCCGCACAAUGUCCUCGUCCACCCCCAAAGUCCGCGAAUUCCUCGUCAUCCUGCCCGACAAGCCCGGCGUCAGGGAGAAGCGCCUCCAAGUCAGACCAACACACUUCAAAAACAUGACGCCUCACCUCGAGUCCGGGGACUGGAAAAUGGGCGGUACGUCACUGCCCUUUGCUGGGAGGAAUCCCGAGCCAACUACGUGCCCAGCCAAGUACUCGUACUCAUGCGCGGUAGGUGCCCUCUUGAACGACGUCCCGGCGGAUGAUAACCCUGCCAACUUUGACUUCUUCGGGAGCACCGUCGUGUGCAAGGGGGAGAGCAAAGAGGCCGUCCUCGAGCUGUUGAAGAAGGACAUCUACGCCACGUCAGGGGUGUGGGAUGUCGAAAAGAUCCAAAUUUACCCCUUCAUCUGUGCAUUCAGAAACCCAUAG
Messenger RNA from Metarhizium album ARSEF 1941, 489 nucleotides. RefSeq names its product Dimeric alpha-beta barrel. The transcript is spliced from 3 exons. The record is from RefSeq and is a predicted model, not a curated record. Lineage: Eukaryota; Fungi; Ascomycota; Sordariomycetes; Hypocreales; Clavicipitaceae. Bases 1 to 489 code for a protein of 162 amino acids.